AUGUGUACAUAUGUAAAUAUACAUGUAUGUUAUAUUUUGACCUUUCUUUACUUUGAUUUUCUACUUGGACAACAGUGUGUGCCGAUGCCUAGUAGGGCAGUUCUUCGAAAAAAGGCUCGACGCGAGUCAAAACGUCGGAAAGAUGAAACUGAGGGCAAAACUACUGCCUUUAAGCUGCAGGCUAUGGAGCAGUUAGGGAAGUCCCAUAAGGCAGACGCCACAAAACAUGUGGCCAGUGACCGGAAGGUGCAGUGCAAUAAACGUCCGCGUGGGGAAACAGUGAAGGAAAAAGACACGGAUGUCUGUGAGGUACUUGAGGGCGCUAGCCGAAAGGAACGUAAGCGAUUCGAGGCAAAGCGGCGGUUUGAACGACAGCUGGGAGCGCUGAAUCGGUCACUGGCAGCCGUAACUUCUAAUACUGAUGGAACUUCUAGGGAUGCAGCGCCCUCUGCUGAGGAGGCACACCAACGACAUGAUCCUAAAUACAAAAACGGGACUUUCUGGCGGGAUCGUAAGGAACGGCGAAGAAGAACCGUUUUCCUGGGUAAUGUACCCGCUAAGCUAACCGAACAAGACGUUACCAGUCUUAUUAGUGACACUUUGAGAAAAGGGUGGACACCACCUGAAGAGGAUGGCAUUGCUGAUGUGGACGUGGUUAUUGAAGAGGAAGUUGUGGAAUCGGUGGAUUUCAUUAAGUCGAUGCCCCGAGCGAAACGGCGUCACAUGUAUGUGACCAUGUGCUCCAUAAAGGCAGCUGAGUCUGCCACUAAGCUGCUUGAUGGGAAAAUGAUGGAGGGGAUCGCAUUGCGGUGCAAUUUCGCUGCUGAUAAAGUGCAGCGCGGCGAAGCAAUUCAGAGGCGGUCGGCUUCUGGCAGCGAGCAUUAG
Molecule: messenger RNA, 885 nt
Organism: Trypanosoma brucei brucei TREU927
Lineage: Eukaryota; Euglenozoa; Kinetoplastea; Trypanosomatida; Trypanosomatidae
Exons: 1
Coding region: 1-885 (294 amino acids)
Molecular function (GO): RNA binding
Source: RefSeq, a predicted model, not a curated record